UGCUGACAAGAGGAUGGAAUCAGCAGCUGGAUCUCACUGCGUUGCAUGACAGAGACACCGAGAACGAGGUGCGCCUUGUUAUCUUUCCAGUUAAUUGCUACCCAGAUAUUUUUGAAACACAAGGAGAACAAAUAUAUGUAAAUUCUCACCUCAGCGGGUCUGCGCCCUCUCACUGUAAUUCAAACCUCGUGACUCUUCAACGGUGCAUGCUGCAACCGCUGCGUAGGGACAAUAACCUGAAGGCAAGGCAGUCAAAGUAUCUGAGAGACAUAUCUGAAGGAAGGUUACCCUUGUGCACUUAUCUGAACGCAUCCUCCCACGCUGUGUGUCUGGGAGAGCGCUCUAUUUGGAGUCUGUAGCUGGCGGUCAUCCGGCGCCCAUUGAUCUCGUGGUUGUCCCUGCCCCGGCCUCCCGAGUGCCCCCCUGCAGCAGUACCCUGUGGCGUUGGCAAGGCCAGGAGAGAUGGGGCGCAAGCUGGACCUGUCGGGCUUGACGGACAAUGAGGCAGAUCACGUGCUGAAGGUGGUGCAGAGGGACAUGAAGCUGAGGAAGAAGGAGGAGGACAGGCUCAGUGAGAUGAAGCAGGAGCUGGCGGAGGAAGGCAGCAGAUGCUCCGUCCUCUCCAAGCAGCCCCGCUUCAACGAGCGCUGCUGCAUCCGCUGCUGCUCUCCCUUCACCUUCCUGGUCAACCCCAAGCGCCCGUGUCUGGACUGCCAGUACAACGUCUGCAAGUCCUGCCGCACCUACAGCAAGCGGGAGAAAGCCUGGCUCUGCGCCGCCUGCCAGAAGACCAGGAUAUUGAGGACCCAGUCUCUGGAAUGGUUCUAUAACAACUUGAAGAGCCGCUUCAAGAGGUUCGGCAGUGCCAAGGUUCUGAAGACGCUCUACAGGAAUCACAUAGUGGAGAGAGGAGGCUACUCCGAUCUACCAGAAAGCAGUGUUCACGACGGAAGCAAUGGCAACGAUGGCAGCGUGUGUGGCAGUGACUCCACCUUCUACAGGCAGAGUGAAGGACACAGCAUGGCAGAGACCCUCACUGUUGCCCUGCGUGUUGCUGAGGAGGCCAUAGAGGAAGCCAUCGCCAAGGCAGAGGAGUUUACUGACAGCUUGGAGAAGCAGAAUGAGGCUCGCUACCUACGGGACCACAAAGAGGAGCUUAUAGAGGAACUUGCCACAACCAUCGUACAAAAAAUAAUCCAGAGGAGGAAGCGUUCAGAGAUGCAGACAGAGUAUGACUUUGUUUGGCCCCAGAGCCAGGGCCAGCCCCAGGGCAGUGAGAUGUCCUCCCCCAGCCAGCCCCCUCACAGCACCCUGGCCCAGGCCAACCAGGCCCACCUCAAGAGUUCCUAUUCCCUCUGGAGGUCGCGGUCUGCGUUCUCCCUGACCAGUGACGAUUCUCCAGAGAAGAACACCGAGGCACUAGUAGGGGCGGGGGGAGGUGAAGGGGUACCGGACUACGCCUCUCUGAAGAAGGAGACCGCCAGGGCCUCCUCACUGCCCAGCUGGAAGAGUGUGGACCGCCUGGACAACUCCAGUGCGUCCUCGGUGCUGCAGAGCCCUGACGGUAACUGGAUCGCUCUGCAGAGCUCUCAGCACUCCCGUCCCAGCCUACUGACCAAGAGAAAGUCGCUGGUGUUCAGCGUCCUGGAGAAAGAGUCCGACGUGGUCUCGGCCUACGACGAGAUGGGCCCCGAGUCCGACCAGGAGGACGACAAGGGGGGCUGGGGGGCCGCGCUGCGCCAGUUCCAACGGAAACUCUCCGACGAGACCUACUACACGGACUCCCAGCACGACCCUGAGUGGACGUACACCCCGGUCCACCUCCCGGUCACCUCGCCCUCCUCGGGCCAGUACACCAACACAGAGACCCUCAACUCUGACUCAGAGUGUUCCUCUGUACCCCCCGCCCGCCCUCACAAACCCCUCCAGAACAUAAUGAAGAAGACAGGCCCUAACCAGGACCCGUAUCUUCAUCCCCAGCAAGCUCAGAACCACCAUCAUCAGCAUCAACACCAGAACCCCCCUUCGUACUCGCUCCACCCGGAGGCGCUGGAUGUGAACUUUAACCCCAAGGUUACGGGGGACAGUGGGCAAAGCAACCAUGUCAGGAGGUCGCGGAGACGCAGGAAGAGCAAGAGGGAGCUGGGGGAGAACCAGGCCCACGCACAGACACAUACACAGCCCCUUUAUUCGUCAUCUGCACAGGAGAACAGUUUCCUGCUGAACGCCCUGCUGAAGAGUGGCAUGAGUGAGGAGACGCCAGGGCCUGACGUGGGGCCCGUGCCCGAGACCAACUCUGCGGUCAUGACCCCCGAGCCCAAGAACCAGGACACUGUGGCCCCUAACUCUGCGGCCCCCAGUUCCCCUAACUGCAUGGCCCCUGCCCCUGGCCCUCUGUCCCCCAGCAGCUCUGGGCCCGGCUCGGGAGACACACUGGAGCAGGAGCUCUACUCCAAACUGGGCCAGCUGGUUGAACGAGCCAGCAGCAAGGAAGUAGCGAGCUCAUCCGAGGAUGAGCCAAUCAAAAGUCCCGGAAGGAGAGACAGAGAAAGUGACAGACAGAAAGAGAAGCUGAGGCCGAUUGAGAGAGAGCGAGAUCCCCAGGGACAGAGUGAGAGACAGAGCAGUAAAAGUAGGGAUAGGACGAAGCGAGAGACGAUUGAGUCAGUGAACGGGCCGGAACUGAAAAAGAGAGAGCGACUAAGGGAAAGUCUGACAUUGAGACAGGAGGAGAGUGUGAAGGAGAGGAGUUUGGAGAGAGGAGGAAAGAGUUUGGAAGAGAAAGUAGAUGGCAGGGAAAAUAAGACCGUGGAGAAGAACAGGCAAAGUAAGAGACUACAGAGAAAAGAGGUGGACAGAGAGACCGAAAGAAAGGGGGAACAAGUGGAAGACCGAAAAGAAAAGACAGGAUCCACGCCCUCCUCGCCUGCAAUUACCCCAUCUAUCCAGGAGGGGGUGGUGUGUGACGAACAGAAGUACUCGGCCGCAUCGCUGUGCAGUAUCACCACAGAGGUACUAAAGGUGCUCAACGCCACAGAGGAACUGAUUGGUGAGGCGGGGGGCGAUAGUGUCACCCCCUCUGAGUGCAUGAGCGCGUCUGAGUCCUUCCUCAGCAACUUAGAGACCAGGAAGCUGGACCAGAAACUCACCAAGAUGGAGGAAAACGUGUACAUGGCUGCGGGGGCGGUGUACGGCCUGGAGGGGGCACUGGGGGACCUGGAGAAGGUGGCCCGAGGCAUCAGCAGUGGCACCUCAGACAGAGACCUGGCCUUCCUGGAGGACCAGGUGGCCACUGCUGCCGCCCAGGUGCAGCAGUCUGAGCUCCAGAUAUCAGACAUCGAGGAGAGGAUAUUAUCUCUAAAAACAGCUGGACUGAAUGUCACCGCCUGCAAUCGUUUCUCCAACUUCUCCAAGCCAAAACCUAAGCCUCAAACCCUUGACACAUCACGCCAACAGAGGAGAAAACUACCUGCCCCUCCGGUCAAAGAUAAGGAGUCUGAGCAGCAGGUAACAGCACUUCAUCCGUAGCGACAGACAGAAAGCACAAAGAGUCCCUCAGGGGCCCCGUGGGGUCUCUCCACUCCAGUGCCUUGAUCCAGCGUCUGCCUUGGGCUAUGCAGGGGCCAACACCUGCCCUGUGCACCCCACCCAGCGCUCUCCUCAGCCAGGCACGGCCCCAUCCAGUCACCCCCUGAAUACCUCCAGACCCCCUUCCCUGCCUCCCCCAGCCCAGGACCGACUCAUUCAACCCCUGUCCCAACCUACUCCAUCAGCCCGCUGGGCCUCAUUCACUGUAACUACCGCACCACAACGCCCACAACAGGGUGGUUUGAUAGACGACGUGUCUCUGCCUUAAAAUCAGCGAACGAACACUCCUCGCCGAGACAACUCACUGUCCUACUGUCAAAAGAAGACCUAACUUCAAAGUCCUUGUACAGAAAAUAAGAAAACCUCUGUCAGUCUUUUUUUCCUAACUGUUUGCAAGGGUGUUGUAGGUGUUUGAAGAUGUGAAAAACCAUGUGAAAACUUCUGUGAUGAAUGUCCCAAAAAAGGCUGAACCCAUGUUUUUAUACUACUGUUUUGGUCUUGUUGUUUCUCUCACUGAUGAAAUGUCAUGAUGAAUUGCCGAGCACCUACAGAACCUGUUCGAUGUUGUUUUAUUAUUAUUUCUGUGUAAAGACUCAAAAGUAAUAAUUUCCUUGAACUAGCAGAUAACAAUCCUCAUUCACCACGAUCUGGUCUGACGUGCUUUCGAAGUUUAGAUUAGAGGUUCACUUUAAGAAACGUCUGGCGUCCUCUCCUGUUCCUUAAUUAAUCAUUUACAUUUACUCAAUCUUUUGAAGGAGGUGAUUUUGAGAUGACCUAAUUACUCUGGCGCUUAGUUACCAUAUGUGGAGAAAGAUUCACUACAUUGCUAGGCCCACACAAUGACAAUUUAUGGAAUAUAUGUUUUGUAAGGCCAAAAUAACCUCCAUCUACAGGUUGUGAGACUUUGGCAUCUGGCUCCAGAGAGACCAAGGCCAAAAUAAUGCAAUGCAAAAUAGUUAGUUGCAUUAAUUAACAAAUAAUGAAACAUUUAUCACACAAAUGGUCUACCUAUUAUGUAAAGUAUAUGUAAAGCAUUUAUGAACCCAAAGAAGCCAACAUUAGAAUACAUUGACACACGUUUCUUAACCAAACAAAAACCUCUCUCUAUGAAAUCUUCACCACUCUGUCUUUUAAAGAAAAAUAUGCUUCAUUCUAUAGCUAGAGGACUCCUGAUAUCUCCAGGAGUGAUAAGCAUCAUUUUUGUCUUCAUUUGUUGUUGUCUAGUACUGUCUUUUGCUAGCUAGGGCCAUCUACUUUAAGUGAUAUCUGUCUUCCCAGUAGUAUACGUGGUGUGUGAACUGCUGACUGUUCAUAACUUGCAGAUGAUGGUUGACACAUUAACUAGGAUUAAAGGACAGGGCAAUUUGUGCGUGAACUAAUACUCACACUUAGCUGAUAGCUACUUUAUUGAGCAAAAAUAUAUGUACUAUGACUGAGAUAUUUGGCUGUCCCACCUAGCUAUCUUAAGAUGAAUGCACUAACUGUAAGUCGCUCUGGAUAAGCGCUAAAUGACAAAAAUGUCAAAAGUGUUUUUUGCUUGUUAUUUUUAUGUUUCAUUUGUUUCAGCUUUGUGGCCUUUAUUCGGCACACAUUUUGAUUUCUCUCCUGUGCUAUAUGGCUCCAAGAAUUAAUUGUACGUUGUGUUAAAUAUCUUGUAAAGAUUUAUACAUAAUGAAGUCUACUGGGCUUUAUGACAAAAUGCCAUGAAAAGCAUGAUUUUAUUUUUGUACUUUUGAAGAUUGUUAUUACGCAGUUCUUUUCUCUAAAACAAAGUGGGCGGAAACCGGUCUAGGCGUUAUUCUCCCCCUCUGAAAGGUUUUCUCAUCAGCCAAGUCUGAAACCGUGUCAUGUUUCCUUCUUCAAAGUGCUUUACAUGUAUGCCUGCAUUAAUUGUCUGAAAAUGUGUGAUUUUAAUGGGGAUGACGGUAUUCAUAUUCACGAUAACAUGGGAGAUGCGAUAAAGAGCAGUUGAUGCAGUGUCUGGUAUUACUCCGAUGACCGGGGUGAGAGUCUGGAAUGCCGGGCCUGUUUUUUUUAUCAGCGUCUCAGAGUAGGAGUGCUGAUCUAGGAUCAGGCUUUCCCUGUCCAUGUAACCAUAUUCAUUGUGAUCUACAACACAAAAUGGAUCCUAGAUCAGCACUCCUACUCUUGUGAUACUCUGAGAGGCCCUGAUCUUUAUAUUGAAAAGAUUAGAUAGUAUAUUAAUAUAGAGGAGAUGAAAUGCAGUGUUGAGGGAUUCUGUUCCUUAGUAAUUACAGGUAAAAUAGUAUGACGUUUGCGCUGGUUCAGGUUGUUACGUGCAGGUUGACCAUUCUUCAAGCCGAAUCUAUCGCGUGGGGUCAUGUUGUGGCUCAGUUGGUAGAGCAUGACGCUUGCAACGCUAGGGUUGUCGGUUCGAUUCCCACGGGGGACCAGUAUGAAAAUGCUACUGUAAGUUACUCUGGAUAAGAGCGUCUAAUAAAUGACGAUAAUAUGUAACGCCCUGUACCGGAGCUAGAGACACCUAUACCUAUGGACUUCUGUUAUAUUUAUAUUAUAUUUGAACACUGUCCACUGGUAAGUCCUUCCAUCCAUCAUAUGAUCCCAUUUUGCAGGUUAUGCAUAUCGUUCCUGUGUGUCGUCGUUGUUCCUGGAUGUGUGUUGUGUAUCAACGCAUGUUUCUGGUUUUAAAUAGAUGUACAAAAUUCGAGAAGCACAGCCAAGGGGUUCAUUAUUAUCAAUGUCCUGUAUUUUUCUAUUGUAAAAAAAAAUAUUUUAUCUCACCUCCUAAUUUGUUUAUAUAUAUAUAAAUAUAAAUAUAUAUAUAUAUAUCCAUAUAUAUGUAAAAAAAAAUAAUAAAAAAAAUGGAUAUGACAUAAGAUAAUUGCCCAAUCAUAAACUUGAUCCUUCUGUGUUGUCUGCGGGAGGCAACCAGCUGUCUAUGUUCCUAGGCCGCAGUGAAGUUCACUUUGCACACCUCUGAUGGACUAUUCACUCAUAUGCGCAAUCGUCUGUUGCAAUCCAUAUCAUGUGUCGGGGAAAAAAUAUUACGAAGCAAAAAAUACAGAUUCUCUAUGUGCCAAAUUGCUCUGAUUUGAGAAAAAGUGUAACACUGAUUGAAUAAAGUUUGCACCUGAAUGAC
This is a messenger RNA of Salvelinus sp. IW2-2015, 6709 nucleotides long. RefSeq names its product myosin VIIA and Rab interacting protein b (gene myripb). The record is from RefSeq and is a predicted model, not a curated record. Gene Ontology annotation, molecular function: actin binding; small GTPase binding; myosin binding. Gene Ontology annotation, biological process: intracellular protein transport. Lineage: Eukaryota; Metazoa; Chordata; Actinopteri; Salmoniformes; Salmonidae. Gene Ontology annotation, cellular component: cortical actin cytoskeleton.